This is a messenger RNA of Kockovaella imperatae, 1191 nucleotides long. RefSeq names its product Pex12 amino terminal region-domain-containing protein. The record is from RefSeq and is a predicted model, not a curated record. The transcript has 5 exons. Gene Ontology annotation, molecular function: protein binding; zinc ion binding; ubiquitin-protein transferase activity. Gene Ontology annotation, biological process: protein import into peroxisome matrix; protein monoubiquitination. Lineage: Eukaryota; Fungi; Basidiomycota; Tremellomycetes; Tremellales; Cuniculitremaceae. Gene Ontology annotation, cellular component: peroxisomal importomer complex; peroxisomal membrane. The coding region runs from base 1 to 1191 and encodes 396 amino acids.
AUGGCGUCGAAUGAGGAUGCUGGUCAGCCUCUGUUCCCAGAUGCCGGCCCCUCGAACCCUCAUCGGCCAUCGAUCUUCGAAUUCCUGGGCCAAGAUCAGCUGAGGGAUCUUUUCCACCCUGUGAUACGAUACAUCCUAUCUUACUUUGCUCAACGAUAUCCGAGAUACCUUUUGAGAAUACUGAAUCACCAUGAAGAGUUCUUCGCCUGCGUCAUGUUACUGAUCGAGCGUCAUCAUCUCAAGAAGCAUAAUGCCUCUGUAUCGGAGCACUUUCAUCAACUUUACCAUGUCCAGGCGACGAGAUACCCUAGGACUCACUCAUCUGCAUUUCAGCGACCUGGAAGGCUGACGAGAAGGCAGAGAUGGGGCUUGUUGGUCUUUCUGGUCGGAAUUCCAUACCUGCGAGCGAGAGCUCAUAGCUACUACGAGGAACUUGGAGUCGGUGUCAACGAUAGGGAUAGUGAGAUUUCCGUACUCCCAAGGGUAAGCCUUCCUGUUCCUCAUCGCUCACACGUACAGAGAGCCAAGCUGUUCAAGGCGAUAUACCCCUACCUCAACCUCACGUUGGACGCUACAUUCCUCGCUUACGACUUGCGCUAUCUCUUUGGAGCCUCGGAUGUGUACAGACCCUGGCACGCAUGGCUUGGAACAAGCAUACAGCGCAGGGAACAAGACGAGAUAGAGGGAUCCGACUCAACCUGGACCAGGCUUGUGCCUCCUCUCCUGCCGCCCCUGCUCCUUGCCUUGAAGCUCAGUCAAUGGUGGUAUUCGCCCUCCUCUCCAAGGGAUAUAUCCCUCAACUUUGAUACAAACAUUCGAUCAAAAAUUCAUCGCGCCAUUCCUCCGCCGAAACCUCUCCCGAUUCUGCCUCAGAGCGGAUUGCUCCCACAGCGAUCGCCGCCGGGUUCACCACCUGAGAUGGCAGACCCAAGCGCUACGGGGCCUGAUCUCAUCUACACAGUGGACGAUGAGAUGUACGGCAAAUGCCCUUUGUGCAAUAAGAACUGGCAAAAUCCAGCUAUCUUACCCAGCGGAUGGGUCGUCUGUUGGAGAUGUGGCUGGGAUGCUAUCGCAGGUACCGACGACGUCGAUCAAUCAGGCGGAACUUCUGAGAAUACAAGACGUCGCGGCAAGUGCCCCUUCACAGGAAUGGAUGUCAGCGUUGGCCAAUUGAGGCGAGUCCUCAUCUGA